Lecanosticta acicola is the source of this 405-nucleotide messenger RNA. The record is from the annotation of a GenBank genome assembly. NCBI's taxonomy places the organism in Eukaryota, Fungi, Ascomycota, Dothideomycetes, Mycosphaerellales, Mycosphaerellaceae.
AUGGGCGAGCACGCCGGCAUACCGCCCUACGCUCGUCAAGUCCUCAGCGCAGCAUCCACGCUCAAAUCAUGGCUUAUCCCGGUCGUCGACCAGCUCUCGCAGAAGCCCGAUCUCGCGACCAUUGCACUACUCCUCGUCAUCGUACUCGUCUCGCUGAAAAUUCUGGACAUGCUUUGGCAGACGAUACUAUUCUGGGUUCGGAUGAUUUGGAAGCUCGUUUUCUGGGGUGGUCUGGUCGCGUUAGCGCUUUGGAUGUACACGAGAGGGCCAGACGGUGUGGCAGCGGACAUACAGUACUGGCAACAGAAUUGGAAUAAGGAGUAUCAGUACUGGAAGGAACAGGAGCGGGUUGCGAAGCUGCUACAUCAGCAGCAGGGACAACGCCGGCCAGGUGGAUGGUACUGA